AUGUCUGGGAUAAUUUACCAAAACGAUACAGCAAACUCUUUAGUGCGUCCUGAUUUUUUCCAUAUCAGUGGAUUUUCUAAUUUGCCUCAUGCCAAAUUUUAUUUUAUUUUUCUGUGUUUAGUUUACGCUGUGACUGUAUUGGGAAACUCCUUGGUCACAUUUAUUAUUUACAUACACCAUAGUCUACACACCCCAAAGUAUAUGGCAAUUUUUAGUUUAGCUAUAGCUGACUUGGGUGAGAGCACAGCUAUUUUUCCUAAUGUGGUUCAAAAUAUUAUAUUCAAUACACAACAAAUUACCUAUGGUGCUUGCUUGGCAAAUAUGUUUUUUGUACAUUUCUUCAACUCUGUGCAGUCUGUUAUGCUUACUGUUCUAGCGUAUGACAGGUUUGUUGCAAUUUGCUUUCCAUUGAGAUACCACAGCAUUGUGACGAAUACAUCGAUGGGUAUUAUUGUUACUGUUGGAUGGAUAUUCAAUUGUACCUAUAUGAUUGUCGGAAUGAUUUUCAUCAUCAAACUGUCCUUCUGUAAAUCCAUAGUGAUCGAUAGCUAUUUCUGUGACCAUGGACCUAUAUACCGACUGGCAUGUAAUGAUAAUACCCCAAGUAGAACAUUAGCAAAGGUAUACAUUGUAUUACAUCUAUUUUUACCAAUGUUUGUAAUUAGUUUAUCUUAUGCAAGCAUUUUGCUGGCACUGUCUAAAAUUGCCUCCUGGGAAGGACGUCUGAAAGCCCUAAAGACCUGUUUUUCUCACCUAAUACUAGUGUCAGUGUUUUAUAUUCCAAUAUUGGGCCUUUACAUACCUGCACUCUAUAUCCCAAUUGACCCCAGUGCCAGGAUAAUCAAUACAUCACUCUCAUAUUGUGUUCCUGCCAUGCUGAACCCUAUUGUAUAUUCUCUGAACACUGCCGAGAUCAAGGAAUUUGUAAAAAAAAUGUUCAGAAGAAAUAGACAUAAGGGCAUAGUACCCACCAUAGUUAAGUGA
Molecule: messenger RNA, 984 nt
Organism: Paramormyrops kingsleyae
Lineage: Eukaryota; Metazoa; Chordata; Actinopteri; Osteoglossiformes; Mormyridae
Product: olfactory receptor 1M1-like
Biological process (GO): G protein-coupled receptor signaling pathway
Cellular component (GO): plasma membrane
Molecular function (GO): G protein-coupled receptor activity; olfactory receptor activity
Source: RefSeq, a predicted model, not a curated record